Messenger RNA from Porites lobata, 40281 nucleotides. The record is from the annotation of a GenBank genome assembly. Lineage: Eukaryota; Metazoa; Cnidaria; Anthozoa; Scleractinia; Poritidae.
AUGACCUUAACAAAUGAUACAACCCUCUCCAUAAUGUUUUUACUGAAACUUAAACCUUUUCAAGAGUUUUUACUGUUUUAGGGACCUUUUAAUGGUGCGUUUUGCCAUCGUGAUAGCGCAAAGUAAAGUACACCUAAGCUCAAUUUGCGCUAUGUAAUUAUAUUAUUUAUGCUUCAAUUUCUCCAGUAGAAAUGCGAAAGAAAAAACUUGGCCGUAUAAGCCAGUUGGCGCUAUGUAACUUAUAUUAUUUUAAUUCGUAUUUCUGCAAAUUAGCUCGUUUAAAGCCCUGCUAAGCUAAAAUUUGGGGUGAAUGUGCCAGUGAUGGCCAAAAAACAAUGACACAAUUUACUAAACUAUGUAAAAGGAUUUUUAAAAAAGACAUUCAGUAGCAGUAAACCAUAUAGUUUCCUCUAUUGAUAUCUUGCUUGCAUUUUUAAAUCUUCCUUAAUUAAUACAAACACUGUUUAAAAAUUAAAGCAAACUGCAAAUCUCUUAUGAACACUAGCUUGAAAAAAAUAGCCGACAUUUCGCUAUUUUUCUUUGGCUCUCUCGAUCGGUUGAGCCGGAAACAUAGACAACAAGGAAAGACUUAGCCUAGGGGCGAAUCCGAAGACUUGCAAUUCCGAGAAGCCCGUCUUUGAUAGAGUUGGCCAGUUCACCUAAUUACGCCUGUGUUACCAUCUGCCAUCCUCAGGUAUCCGCGGACCGGAUACCUAAGGAUGGCGGAUGCGGAUGGGAAAAUGCGGAUGGAAAAAUGCGGAAAGUGCAAAAUAUUUCGCAGUUUCGCAGAUUGGCUAAAAACACGCACAUUAUUCACCAUAACCAGCCGACUGUUGACCAAAUUUAGAAGAAUUUUGCGAUUAAUCAACCGAUGACGUCAAAAGUGCAGCACUGUUGCAGGUUAAUGCACCGUUAACCGAGAAGACCUGGAGACAAGGUUGAGUUGUUUUGGUUGUGAAAUUAAAAAAGUGGCCGAACAGUCGGCGGAACAUUUUACUUGUUUCACGACGAACUAUUGUCUAAAAAAAAUAGCAAGAAGACAACUCGACAGACGACAUCUGCGAUUUGGAGGCGCUAUCGAGGUGAACUUAACAUUGACGAAGGUAAGCAUGUUUUAUCUUGUUUUUCAACUAGGAAUUAUUUUAAAUGAAUAAUAAAGUAAUUAAUGAAUUCAGCUUUCGUAGGAUAUAAAGAAUUAUGCAGAUCUCGGAGGGUGUUAUCCACACACACCCCUUGACCUGCAUAAUUCCUCAUAUCCCACUCAGCCUCCUUCAUUUAAAUGCUAAUUGUUCAGAGCUCUCAUGCGAGAAGCUCUUUAAAGCUAGCUUCAAGCUAUUUUUCUUGACCGAAGCUGGCAAUUAUUUUACUUGGUACUCAUUAUCUAUCUUCUCAUUGGCUAAGAGCCUACAGUUAAAUUUGGAAAUAAGCGCAACCUAAAUAAAUGAAAAAUUAAUCCUAUGGCAUCAGUGUGCAAAAAAGGAAAAACGCUCAUUGCAAUACUUUCAUGCGGUGGUGCUCGCGCUCUAACUAAAGCAUUAUGCCAAAGAUGAAGCCGACAUAUUGAGUCUAACCCUAAGUUUAAGGUAAGUACAGUCGAACCUCUCUACUACGGCCACCUUGGGGACAGAACUCAAGGUGGCCGUAAUGGGGAAAUAGGAUUGUAAUAUGACAACUUUUUUAUUUUGCUAACUCACGCUUACUGUUUCCAAUAAUGGUAAUAAUCCAAAAAAAAAUUGAAUUAUAUUUUAAAUCAAAAUGUUAACGUGACAAAACGAGAAAGCUUCGCAACAUUCGCUAUAAGUACGGUAGACAAUUUAUGUUUACUGCAGCAGUAUAAAUGACACAAAAUCAAAAUACGAUUGCCGCGAUUAAUCAUCAACGCACCAUACGAAUAAAAUUCCAUGUUGACCAUUCUUGACUUUUUCAUUAGUCGCUGAAAAAAACUGGCCGUUGUCGAGAGGCUUUUUGGUAGUUAAAGACACGCUUUAGUGGCCGUUGCCGUUGCCGUUGCCGUUGUGGGAGAUGGUCGUUGUAGAGAGGUGUUUGUUGUGGAAGUGGCCUUUAGUGGAGGUUCGACUGUACGUCAUAUGACUUUUUCUGAUUUAUAAAGUAGGUUCAAGCGUUGAACUUGACAUCAGUGUGCUGAUCGCGGCUUAUUGCCUAGACCCAAACCAUCAUGUUCCACUGUUGAUCUAAAUGACGGCGAUCGAACGCGUAGAUUUUUGAUAAAAACAAAGACAAAAAAUGCUGCAGCUUGGCCGUGACUCUGGAUGUUUGUGCUUGGAACAAAGACAACAAGGAAACAAAGUAGCAGCGAAGACUUGGGGCGCUUUCCAUUCACUAACCAAAACUUUCCAAAAUUUGGAAACAGCGGCAAAUGGUGUAGAAAUUUCCGGAAAAGUUUCCAGAAAUUUCGAAAGCUGUUUAAGUUCCGAAAUGCGAACCAUGAUUCAACUUCGAAAACUCUAGAAAUUCAGGGAGCAAAGUUGAAUGGAAAAAAAAAACUUCCAGGAAAAACUAACACUCAAAAAAUUUAAGUAUACCUUGUGAGGUUGUUCUAUUUUUGGGAUAUUAUCGAAAAUGCUAUUCCAUUCGCCAUAUUGGCUACUGGAAAUUGCUGAAAAUUUUAACCAGACGUUUAGGUUGAAUGGAAAGCGCUCUUGCACUUCCGACAAAACUGUCUUUGACAGCGGGAUUGGUCAGUUUACCAUAUGACGCCUAUGUCACGCCAUCCAAUUGGAGCAACGGUUAGAAAAUGUGGACGACCGACCAAUCACAUGCAUGAGUAUACUGGGAUGUUUUCUCGAAAGGAUUUCUGUAUUCGUAUUAAAGACAUCUGUCGCGUAUUAUCUGUUUGCAAAUAUUUGGUUUUCUUUACGUUAAGGUAAGUACAUCAAAUGGCCAUUUCUAAUAACAAAAGUAGGUUCAAACAUCCAACUCUAAAUGUGCAACCCUUAAUGCCUUUGAAAGUCGACCCAAACUAGUAAAAUCGUAGGCUUGUUUAAAUUGUUGUCGCAGGUUUUUUUAUGGCGCUUGGAGCAACUGUUUGGGGUUCUAGCAAGCUUGAGAGCAAGUUUUGCCUUUUAGAGCAGAUUUUGGGUAAAAUAGAGGUUUAGGGCACAUAUCAAGCACGAAAAGCUCAUCGAUUUCCUUGAAAACUUCAAUUUAAGCGAAUUCUUGAAUAUUCAUGAACGCCUUUUGAAUACACAAGCUCUUACUUUAGAAGCUUUCGCAGGCCUGAAAGGGAAUUUACACCCACCUAAGGGACCUGAAACGCAGUCAGCACAUAAAUAAACACAAGAAAAACGAACAAAGAAAGCUUAAAAGCGAAUUUCAAUGCCCAGUUUUGCAGAUUUGGGGAGUAAAGAAUACAAUACAACGUCAUAAAUGUCUUGAGGUAGGAAUAAUCAAUCGGCUUAGUAGUCGGGCUCUCGGCAUCUUAAGAAGACUGAAAUGCAGUCAGCACACAAACAAAGACAGAAAAUGAUAUUGAUAAGCUUUAAGUGGGAAAUAAAAUGCACAUUUUGCUUAAUGAUAGAAUAAUUCGCAUACAACUUGUUAUUAUUACUGCCAUGUGAAUAAUUGACUAGGAGUAAGUAGGAUAAUGUUAGUUGUUCAGAGCUCCCGUGCAAGAGGCUCUUUAAGGCUAAGUUCAAGCUAUUUUUCUUGACCAAUGUUGGCAGUUACUUAAAUAAUCAGAUUUAGAGAUAAAAUACGCAGAAAACUUGAAUUAUAUUUUGAAUCAAAAUGUUAACGUGACAAAACGAGAAAGCUUCGCAACACCUCGAAAGUCGAUCCAAACUAGUAAAAUCGUAGGCUUGUUUAGAUUGUUGUCGGCAAGUUUUAAGCAACUUAACAGGGGCACCCAACGAGAAUGUAGUUCAAAACCACUUAAAAAUAGCAUUGUUAAACGUGUUUUAGUAUUUAAACGGUGGAUAUGGGCAUAUUUUUAUCCCCUAUAAACUUUUCAUCUGUUCGGAUUUCCUAGCUGAAAGUCUAGUGAUCCGAAAAUUAUAGGGAUCAAAACUUACCUGUUCGAAAAUUUCAGCCUGAAAAAAGGCUCACGAAAAUUCUAGGUGACCUUUUUAGGGUAAAAAUCCGUUGAAAAUGGGCAAUUUUACUAUUUUUUAGAUGUUCGAAAAUCCUAGGAGGAGCAGGCAAGCAAGAAAUUUUACAACAAAUGUUCCGAAAAUUCUAGAUCUCAAAUCGUCUUCCGAACAGAUAUUUUUCCGAAAAUUGUCGUUGGGUGCCCCUGACUUAACUUAUGGCGCUUGGAGCAACUUUUUGGGGUUGUAGCAAAGUUGAGAGCAAGUUUUGCCUUUUUGAGCAGAUUUUGAGUAAAAUAAAGGUUUAGGGCACAUAUCAAGCACGAAAAGCUCAUCGAUUUCCUUGAAAACUUCAAUUUAAGUGAAUUCUUGAAUAUUCAUGAACGCCUUUUGAAUACACAAGCUCUCACUUUAGAAGCUUUCGCAGGCCUGAAAGGGAAUUUACACCCGCCUAAGGGACCUGAAACGCAGUCAGCACAUAAAUAAACACAAGAAAAACGAAAAAAGAAAACUUAAAAGCGAAUUUCAAUGCACAGUUUUGCAGAUUUAUGGAGUAAAGAAUACAAUACAACGUCAUAAAUGUCGUGAGGUAUGAAUAAUCAAUCAGCUUAGUAGUUGGGCUCGCGGCAUCCUAAGAAGCCUGAAAUGCAGUCAGCACACAAACAAACACAAGAAAAUGAUAUUGGUAAGAUUUAAGUGGGAAAUGAAAUGCACGUUUUGCUUAAUGAUAGAAUAAUUCGCAUACAACUUGUUAUAAUUACUGCCAUGUGAAUAAUUGACUAGGAGUAAGUAGGAUAAUGUUAGUUGUUCAGAGCUCCCCUGCAAGAGGCUCUUUAAGGCUAAGUUCAAGCUAUUUUUUUUGACCAAUGUUAGCAAUUACUUAGAUAAUCAGAUAUAGAGAUAAAAUACGCAGAAAACUUGAAUUAUAUUUUGAAUCAAAAUGUUAACGUGACAAAACGAGAAAGCUUCGCAACACCUCGAAAGUCGAUCCAAACUAGUAAAAUCGUAGGCUUGUUUAGAUUCUUGUCGGCAAGUUUUAAGCAACUUAACUUAUGGCGCUUGGAGCAACUUUUUGGGGUUCUAGCAAAGUUGAGAGCAAGUUUUGCCUUUUUGAGCAGAUUUUGAGUAAAAUAAAGGUUUAGGGCACAUAUCAAGCACGAAAAGCUCAUCGAUUUCCUUGAAAACUUCAAUUUAAGCGAAUUCUUGAAUAUUCAUGAACGCCUUUUGAAUACACAAGCUCUCACUUUAAAAGCGUUCGCAGGCCUGAAAGGGAAUUUACACCCGCCUAAGAGACCUGAAACGCAGUCAGCACAUAAAUAAACACAAGAAAAACGAAAAAAGAAAGCUUAAAAGCGAAUUUCAAUGCCCAGUUUUGCAGAUUUAUGGAGUAAAUGUCUUGAGGUAUGAAUAAUCAAUCGGCUUAGUAGUUGGGCUCUCGGCAUCCUAAGAAGCCUGAAAUGCAGUUAGCAAACAAACAAACACAAGAAAAUGAUCUUGGUAAGCUUUAAGUAGAGAGUGAAGUGCACAUUUUGCUUAAUUAUAGAAUAAUUCGCAUACAACUUGUUAUAAUUACUGCCAUGUGAAUAAUUGACUAGGAGUAAACUGGAUAAUGUUAGUUGUUUAGAACUCCUGUGCGAGAAGCUUGUUAAGGCUAAUUUCAAGCUAUUUUUCUUGACCGAUGUUAGCAAUUAGUAAUGGUAACAGGACUGAGUGAAUCAGUGAAAGGUUCCGGCAAUUCUGCUUUUUUACAAAAAGAUCAACUCUGCUAAUUGAAAAGAGCAGAAAAAUUAACUUUCUUCAUUUAUUUUUCAUAGCACAACAUGCAAAAUUGUUACCUUUUUUGUUAAUGCUAGUCGAUCAGGUGAAAAGUUAAAAAAAUGUACCUUAUUAAAAAGGCGGGUAUUUUAAGCUUUCGGGUGAAAAUAUUAUGACGUCAAUAUUGUCCACUUUUCAUCCAUUUCUCACUUUACCAAACAAAACUUUAAAGCGCGAAAAAGGUACCUUUUUUUCAGUUUGAAGAGAUCUCUUCAAAAGCGCGAAAAAGGUACCUUUUCUGCGGUUAGAAACGUUCCUAUCAAAAGAGCAGAAAAAGUGCCUUUUUGCUGUUGGAAGCGAUGUUCUCAUAAGUGCGAAAAAGGAAACUUUAAAAAUAAAUGGUCUUUUCAAACUAUAUUUGAAAGCCGUUUCAAAUCCUACUGAUUGACAGAUGUCAACCGUUUGGCGCCAUUUGUUUUGCUUGAAUUGACUGACCCACUAGUCAAGAGACAAAUAUGGCGGAAUAUAUAGAAAGCAAUGUCACUUAAAUAAGGAAUCUCAUUGAAGACAAAUAUGUCAGUGAAAUUCUCAGACAAGACUUUCCAGAAGUAACAAGAGGCUUUUCAGAAAGCAACGUGCGAUUGUUUUGUGCUAAAUAUGGGAUAAGACGACUGAACGAAUACGAAGUGGAAUCACGCUGGGAAAAAAAGUGAUAAAAAUCGGCCAAAAGAUUGAGUGGGGGCGUGAUAGGCACAAAUAAAAGCUUCUCAGUUACUCUAGUGUAAGUAAGGGGAUCUCAAAGGGAUUGUGACAUUUACGGUUAAUGGCUUUACUAAAUGCUUCAGCUUGCGGCUCAAAAGUCACCCGAGGUCAAAUUCGAAAUCUAGUUUGCAUUAUUGCAAAACAGUUUAUUAAACCUCUGGACUGAAGUCUCUAACAACCCGUUCCGGAGUGAAAAAAGGCACCCACGAAACAAAACAGUUAUUAUGAUAACCCGCUCAGUUUAGACUUAAAAGAAAAAAACACUUCUCUGCUGUUUGUCAUAGAUCGACGUAGAAUUUGAUAUAUCUUUUUUCGCAGAUUAAAAUGGUUCGACUUUUCAUGAUAUAGGACUUUUUUUAAGUCUUCGCUCUACGCUUAAAAAUGGGCUUGCUUAGGUCCUCUACAUGCAUCCUGUUUGAAAGAACCAGUAGCUAUUUCAUCCAUUUGGAUGGUAGCCAGUAUUUUCGGAUCUCUUCAGUCUAGUUUCUCAACUUUGAUCGGCGAAAAGGAGCCAGCUAUUUUUUUUUAGUCCGAUAAUUCGCCAUAGUAGACCCUCGUCUACGUACGUAGGUCCGGCGGAAAAAAUGCCAAUAAUGCACGACGCGAUAGUUAUAAUAUUGCGCGUCUGAGCCAUUUCUGUUAAAUAGCCGGGGCCACUGAGGAAUAGCCUCCCAUACAGGUGUUCCUAGGGGAGUCUAGGAUGGGUUUUGCUCGUUUUAAUUAGAUUCAGGACUGCGAAAUUCGCUUGUAGAAACGGGACAUAGAUUCCCCUAAAAACGUCUGUGUAUUGUUCGUUGGGGGCGCCAACGGUUGACACCUUUCAAUCAGUAGGAUUUUAAUUGAAAUGUCAUUUAUUUUUAAAGGUACCUUUUUCGCGCUUUUGAAGAGAUUGCUUGUAACCGCAAAAUUGAUGGGAACGUUUCUAACCGCAGAAAAGGUACCUUUUUCGCGCUUUUGAAGAGAUCUCUUCAAACUGAAAGAAAGGUACCUUUUUCGCGCUUUAAAGUUUUCUUUGGUAAAGUGAGAAAUGCAUGGAAAGCGGACAAUAUCGACGUUAAAAGAUUUUCACCCGAAAGCUUAAAAUACCCGCCUUUUUUUUCUAAAAAGGUACCUUUUUUUAACUUUUCACCUGAUCGACUAGCAUUCACAAAAAAGGUAACAAUGUUGCAUUUUGUUCUAUGAAAAAUAAACGGAGAAAGUUAAUUUUUCUGCUCCUUUCAAGUAGCAGAGUUGAUCUUUUUGUAAAAAAGCAGAAUUGUCGGAACCUUUCACUGAUUUGAGUGGAGUCCAAUUCAUAAUGGUAAUUGAACUGAGUGGAGUGCAAUUUGGUCUAAAAUCAUACGCGUGAUUUCAAAAUCGAACGAGCGCGCAGCGCGAGUUCGAUUUGAAAUCACAAGCAUGAUUUCAGACCAAAAUUGCACGACACGAAGUUCAAUUACCACUUUAUUACAUCCAUUUUGAAAUCGCAGAAUUUAGUCAGUACUAACAUUUUAUUGAUCGAGUAGCCUGUGUGUUAAAAAGCCGAAACAAAAAGCUUUUAUAUCUCAUUUUGUAUUCGAAACAGAAAUGAUGCAAUAUAGAACAAAAAUGGUGCGAUUUAAAACGGAAAUGAUGCGAUUUAGAACAUGACUGACGCGAUUUGGAAGACAUGCGAUUUAGAGCAAAAAAUGGUGCGAUUUAGGAAUAAAUCACACUGCUGAGAGCCAAUCAAAUUGCACGGAUAGCCAGUGAUUUCAAGGUGGAUGUAAUAAAGACUGAAAUCAGGGCAGUUGAUAGCCAAUCAGAUUUGACAAUUUUGUUAUAGCUAUUGUUACUUAAAUAAUCAGAUACAGAGUUAAAAUGCAGAACAAUCGAAUUAUAUUUUGAAUCCAAAUGUUAACGUGACAAAACGAGAAAGCUUCGCAACAUUCGCUAUAAGUACGGUAGACAAUUUAUGCUUAGUGCAGCAGUAUAAAUGAAACAAAAUCAAAAUACGAUUGCCGCGAUUAAUCAUCAACGCGCCAUGCGAAUAAAAUUCCAUGUUGACCAUUCUUGACUUUUUCAUUAGUCGCUGAAAAAAACUGGCCGUUGUCGAGAGGCUUUUUGGUAGUUAAAGACACGCUUUAGUGGCCGUUGCCGUUGCCGUUGCCGUUGGCGUUGUGGAGAGAUGGUCAUUGUAGAGAGGUGUUUGUUGUGGAAGUGGCCUUUAGUGGAGGUUCGACUGUACGUCAUAUGACUUUUUCUGAUUUAUAAAGUAGGUUCAAGCGUUGAACUUGACAUCAGUGUGCUGAUCGCGGCUUAUUGCCUAGACCCAAACCAUUAUGUUCCACUGUUGAUCUAAAUGACGGCGAUCGAACCCGUAGAUUUUUGAUAAAAACAAAGACAAAAAAUGCUGCAGCUUGGCCGUGACUCUGGAUGUUUGUGCUUGGAACAAAGACAACAAGGAAACAAAGUAGCAGCGAAGACUUGGGGCGCUUUCCAUUCACUAACCAAAACUUUCCAAACUUUGGAAACAGCGGCAAAUGGUGUAGAAAUUUCCGGAAAAGUUUCCAGAAAUUUCGAAAGCUGUUUAAGUUCCGAAAUGCGAGCCAUGAUUCAACUUCGAAAAUUCUAGAAAUAUCCGGGAGCAAAGUUCAAUGGCAAAAAAAUUUCCAGGAAAAACUAACUCUCAAAAAAUUUAAGUAUACCUUGUGAGGUUGUUCUAUUUUUGGGAUAUUAUCGAAAAUGCUAUUUCAUUCGCCAUGUUGGCUACUGGAAAUUGCUGAAAAUUUUAACCAGACGUUUAGGUUGAAUGGAAAGCGCUCUUGCACUUCCGACAAAACUGUCUUUGACAGCGGGAUUGGUCAGUUUACCAUAUGACGCCUAUGUCACGCCAUCCAAUUAGAGCAACGGUUCGAAAAUGCGAACGACCGACCAAUCACAUGCAUGAGUAUACUGGGGUGUUUUCUCCGAAGGAUUUCUGUAUUCGUAUUAAAGACAUCUGUCGCGUAUUAUCUGUUUGCAAAUAUUUGGUUUUCUUUACGUCAAGGUAAGUACAUCAAAUGGCCAUUUCUAAUAACAAAAGUAGGUUCAACAUCCAACUCUAAAUGUGCAACCCUUAAUGCCUUUGAAAGUCGACCCAAACUAGUAAAAUCGUAGGCUUGUUUAAAUUGUUGUCGGCAAGUUUUAAGGAAGUUAUAAUAACUUAUGGCGCUUGGAGCAACUAUUUGGGGUUGUAGCAAAGUUGAGAGCAAGUUUUGCCUUUUUGAGCAGAUUUUGAGUAAAAUAAAGGUUUAGGGCACAUAUCAAGCACGAAAAGCUCAUCGAUUUCCUUGAAAACUUCAAUUUAAGCGAAUUCUUGAAUAUUCAUGAACGCCUUUUGAAUACACAAGCUCUCACUUUAAAAGCUUUCGCAGGCCUGAAAGGGAAUUUACACCCGCCUAAGGGACCUGAAACGCAGUCAGCACAUAAAUAAACACAAGAAAAACGAAAAAAGAAAACUUAAAAGCGAAUUUCAAUGCACAGUUUUGCAGAUUUAUAGAGUAAAGAAUACAAUACAACGUCAUAAAUGUCGUGAGGUAUGAAUAAUCAAUCAGCUUAGUAGUUGGGCUCUCGGCAUCCUAAGAAGCCUGAAAUGCAUGCAGUCAGCACACAAACAAACACAAGAAAAUGAUAUUGGUAAGCUUUAAGUGGGAAAUGAAAUGCACGUUUUGCUUAAUGAUAGAAUAAUUCGCAUUCAACUUGUUAUAAUUACUGCCAUGUGAAUAAUUGACUAGGAGUAAGUAGGAUAAUGUUAGUUGUUCAGAGCUCCCGUGCAAGAGGCUCUUUAAGGCUAAGUUCAAGCUAUUUUUUUUGACCAAUGUUAGCAAUUACUUAGAUAAUCAGAUAUAGAGAUAAAAUACGCAGAAAACUUGAAUUAUAUUUUGAAUCAAAAUGUUAACGUGACAAAACGAGAAAGCUUCGCAACACCUCGAAAGUCGAUCCAAACUAGUAAAAUCGUAGGCUUGUUUAGAUUCUUGUCGGCAAGUUUUAAGCAACUUAACUUAUGGCGCUUGGAGCAACUUUUUGGGGUUCUAGCAAAGUUGAGAGCAAGUUUUGCCUUUUUGAGCAGAUUUUGAGUAAAAGGUUUAGGGCACAUAUCAAGCACGAAAAGCUCAUCGAUUUCCUUGAAAACUUCAAUUUAAGCGAAUUCUUGAAUAUUCAUGAACGCCUUUUGAAUACACAAGCUCUCACUUUAAAAGCGUUCGCAGGCCUGAAAGGGAAUUUACACCCGCCUAAGAGACCUGAAACGCAGUCAGCACAUAAAUAAACACAAGAAAAACGAAAAAAGAAAGCUUAAAAGCGAAUUUCAAUGCCAAGUUUUGCAGAUUUAUGGAGUAAAUGUCUUGAGGUAUGAAUAAUCAAUCAGCUUAGUAGUUGGGCUCUCGGCAUCCUAAGAAGCCUGAAAUGCAGUCAGCGAACAAACAACACAAGAAAAUGAUCUUGGUAAGCUUUAAGUAGAAAGUGAAGUGCACGUUUUGCUUAAUUAUAGAAUAAUUCGCAUACAACUUGUUACAAUUACUGCCAUGUGAAUAAUUGACUAGUAGUAAGCAGGAUAAUGUUAGUUGUUUAGAACUCCUGUGCGAGAAGCUUUUUAAGGCUAAUUUCAAGCUAUUUUUCUUGACCGAUGUUAGCAAUUACUUAAAUAAUCAGAUAUAGAGUUAAAAUACGCAGAAAACUCGAAUUAUAUUUUGAAUCCAAAUGUUAACGUGACAAAACGAGAAAGCUUCGCAACAUUCGCUAUAAGUACGGUAGACAAUUUAUGCUUAGUGCAGCAGUAUAAAUGAAACAAAAUCAAAAUACGAUUGCCGCGAUUAAUCAUCAACGCGCCAUACGGAUCAAAUUCCAUGUUGACCAUUCUUGACUUUUUCAUUAGUCGCUGAAAAAAACUGGCCGUUGUCGAGAGGCUUUUUGGUAGUUAAAGACACGCUUUAGUGGCCGUUGCCGUUGCCGUUGGCGUUGUGGAGAGAUGGUCGUUGUAGAGAGGUGUUUGUUGUGGAAGUGGCCUUUAGUGGAGGUUCGACUGUACGUCAUAUGACUUUUUCUGAUUUAUAAAGUAGGUUCAAGCGUUGAACUUGACAUCAGUGUGCUGAUCGCGGCUUAUUGCCUAGACCCAAACCAUUAUGUUCCACUGUUCAUCUAAAUGGCGGCGAUCGAACGAGUAGAUUUUUGAUAAAAGCAAAGAUAAAAAUGCUGCGGCUUGGCCGUGACUCUGGAUGUUUGUGCUUGGAACAAAGACAACAAGGAAACAAAGUAGCAGCGAAGACUUGGGGCGCUUUCCAUUCACUAACCAAAACUUUCCAAACUUUGGAAACAGCGGCAAAUGGUGUAGAAAUUUCCGGAAAAGUUUCCAGAAAUUUCGAAAGCUGUUUAAGUUCCGAAAUGCGAGCCAUGAUUCAACUUCGAAAAUUCUAGAAAUAUCCGGGAGCAAAGUUCAAUGGCAAAAAAAUUUCCAGGAAAAACUAACUCUCAAAAAAUUUAAGUAUACCUUGUGAGGUUGUUCUAUUUUUGGGAUAUUAUCGAAAAUGCUAUUUCAUUCGCCAUGUUGGCUACUGGAAAUUGCUGAAAAUUUUAACCAGACGUUUAGGUUGAAUGGAAAGCGCUCUUGCACUUCCGACAAAACUGUCUUUGACAGCGGGAUUGGUCAGUUUACCAUAUGACGCCUAUGUCACGCCAUCCAACUGGAGCAACGGUUCGAAAAUGCGGACGACCGACCAAUCACAUGCAUGAGUAUACUGGGGUGUUUUCUCCGAAGGAUUUCUGUAUUCGUAUUAAAGACAUCUGUCGCGUAUUAUCUGUUUGCAAAUAUUUGGUUUUCUUUACGUCAAGGUAAGUACAUCAAAUGGCCAUUUCUAAUAACAAAAGUAGGUUCAACAUCCAACUCUAAAUGUGCAACCCUUAAUGCCUUUGAAAGUCGACCCAAACUAGUAAAAUCGUAGGCUUGUUUAAAUUGUUGUCGGCAAGUUUUAAGGAAGUUAUAAUAACUUAUGGCGCUUGGAGCAACUAUUUGGGGUUGUAGCAAAGUUGAGAGCAAGUUUUGCCUUUUUGAGCAGAUUUUGAGUAAAAUAAAGGUUUAGGGCACAUAUCAAGCACGAAAAGCUCAUCGAUUUCCUUGAAAACUUCAAUUUAAGCGAAUUCUUGAAUAUUCAUGAACGCCUUUUGAAUACACAAGCUCUCACUUUAAAAGCUUUCGCAGGCCUGAAAGGGAAUUUACACCCGCCUAAGGGACCUGAAACGCAGUCAGCACAUAAAUAAACACAAGAAAAACGAAAAAAGAAAACUUAAAAGCGAAUUUCAAUGCACAGUUUUGCAGAUUUAUAGAGUAAAGAAUACAAUACAACGUCAUAAAUGUCGUGAGGUAUGAAUAAUCAAUCAGCUUAGUAGUUGGGCUCUCGGCAUCCUAAGAAGCCUGAAAUGCAUGCAGUCAGCACACAAACAAACACAAGAAAAUGAUAUUGGUAAGCUUUAAGUGGGAAAUGAAAUGCACGUUUUGCUUAAUGAUAGAAUAAUUCGCAUUCAACUUGUUAUAAUUACUGCCAUGUGAAUAAUUGACUAGGAGUAAGUAGGAUAAUGUUAGUUGUUCAGAGCUCCCGUGCAAGAGGCUCUUUAAGGCUAAGUUCAAGCUAUUUUUUUUGACCAAUGUUAGCAAUUACUUAGAUAAUCAGAUAUAGAGAUAAAAUACGCAGAAAACUUGAAUUAUAUUUUGAAUCAAAAUGUUAACGUGACAAAACGAGAAAGCUUCGCAACACCUCGAAAGUCGAUCCAAACUAGUAAAAUCGUAGGCUUGUUUAGAUUCUUGUCGGCAAGUUUUAAGCAACUUAACUUAUGGCGCUUGGAGCAACUUUUUGGGGUUCUAGCAAAGUUGAGAGCAAGUUUUGCCUUUUUGAGCAGAUUUUGAGUAAAAGGUUUAGGGCACAUAUCAAGCACGAAAAGCUCAUCGAUUUCCUUGAAAACUUCAAUUUAAGCGAAUUCUUGAAUAUUCAUGAACGCCUUUUGAAUACACAAGCUCUCACUUUAAAAGCGUUCGCAGGCCUGAAAGGGAAUUUACACCCGCCUAAGAGACCUGAAACGCAGUCAGCACAUAAAUAAACACAAGAAAAACGAAAAAAGAAAGCUUAAAAGCGAAUUUCAAUGCCAAGUUUUGCAGAUUUAUGGAGUAAAUGUCUUGAGGUAUGAAUGAUCAAUCAGCUUAGUAGUUGGGCUCUCGGCAUCCUAAGAAGCCUGAAAUGCAGUCAGCGAACAAACAACACAAGAAAAUGAUCUUGGUAAGCUUUAAGUAGAAAGUGAAGUGCACGUUUUGCUUAAUUAUAGAAUAAUUCGCAUACAACUUGUUACAAUUACUGCCAUGUGAAUAAUUGACUAGUAGUAAGCAGGAUAAUGUUAGUUGUUUAGAACUCCUGUGCGAGAAGCUUUUUAAGGCUAAUUUCAAGCUAUUUUUCUUGACCGAUGUUAGCAAUUACUUAAAUAAUCAGAUAUAGAGUUAAAAUACGCAGAAAACUCGAAUUAUAUUUUGAAUCCAAAUGUUAACGUGACAAAACGAGAAAGCUUCGCAACAUUCGCUAUAAGUACGGUAGACAAUUUAUGCUUUCUGCAGCAGUAUAAAUGAAACAAAAUCAAAAUACGAUUGCCGCAAUUAAUGAUCAACGCGCCACACAGAACAAAUUCCAUGACCAUUCUUGACUUUUUCAUCAGUCACUGGAAAAACUGGCCUUUGUCGAGAGGCUUUUUGGUAGUUAAAGACACGCUUUAGUGGGUUGCCGCCGCCGUUGGCGUUGUGGAGAGAUGGUCGUUGUAGAGAGGUGUUUGUUGUGGAAGUGGCCUUUAGUGGAGGUUCGACUGUACGUCAUAUGACUUUUUCUGAUUUAUAAAGUAGGUUCAAGCGUUGAACUUGACAUCAGUGUGCUGAUCGCGGCUUAUUGCCUAGACCCAAACCAUUAUGUUCCACUGUUCAUCUAAAUGGCGGCGAUCGAACGAGUAGAUUUUUGAUAAAAGCAAAGAUAAAAAUGCUGCGGCUUGGCCGUGACUCUGGAUGUUUGUGCUUGGAACAAAGACAACAAGGAAACAGAGUAGCAGCGAAGACUUGGGGCGCUUUCCAUUCACUAACCAAAACUUUCCAAAAUUUGGAAACAGCGGCAAAUGGUGUACAAAUUUCCUGAAUUGCUUCCAGAAAUUUCGAAAACUGUUUAAGUUCCGAAAUGCGAAACAUGAUUCAACUUCGAAAAUUCGAGAAAUUCCGGGAGCAAAGUUGAAUGGAAAAAACUUCCGGGAAAAUUAACUCUCAAAAAAUUUAAGGUGAUUCCCUGGUUUUGCACUGCGCAUCUCUACUGCGCAUAACAAGAUGGCCGCCGUAAAAAAAGGCAUGUGAAGUAACAUUAUUUAAAUGAAGUUGACUGAAGAGAAACGCUAUUGGAAUUUUUGCUUGCUGCUGUUUCUUGCCGAGGUGAGACUCAAUGUGUUGGGAAUGUGCAUAACGUAAGCAGUACGAGUGUUGCUGAGUUCGACUUCCUCUCGGAGAACCUCGAUAGUGGAUGUUUAACUUGAGCUUACUCACUUUGAUUUUCCUUUAAACACUUUCUUUAUCACAUUGCGUCCUAAAUGUGAUAUCUCGAUGUAAAUUCUGUUAAAACGGAUUUUUUAAUACUGUCUCCCCCCUUUCACAUACAUUCUGUUUUGAAACUCGUCCCAGUCCUCUCAAAAAUCGGAGAAAAUGCAUUUGGUGCGCACUUUCUGCAGCUCUACCGCAAAAACGAGUACGGUGACCCCCAUUUUUUAUUUCAUGAUUUUAAUAAGGACAGUACUUCCUUUCGAUGAGAAAAAAAUUGGCACAAAUGUAUGUUCAGUUUUUUGGCAGUUUUACUAAAUGUAUGGAUUGAGCUAUCACGGGUCGAAAAGCGCGUGUCCAAUUUAAUUCUACUUUGGAGCGUAAAGUAAAAACAAGGGCAUUAAAAGGCAUUUUUUCUGGUACGUAAGUCGAUAAACAAUACAUUAAAAUCAAAUUCUGUGCAAUACCACAUGCAUCAUCGAAAAAUCUCUCCUUUUUGUUUACUUUUGAGCUGCCCACAGUUUUUGUCAAAGGGUCCUAAAUAGCCGUAUUUGUCAGCAUUGUGACGUCAAAACGAGCACGGUGACCCCCACUUUUUAUUACUUUUUUAUCAUCUUCUUGACUUGUUACAUCAGUGUACCAAGUUUCAUCUACAAUCUAUGUUUGGUUCUUUUACUAAGGAAUCACUUUUAAGUAUUCCUCGCGAGGUUGUCCUAUUUUUCGAAUAUUUUAGAAAAUGCUAUUCCAGUCGCCAUGUUAUUCCAUUCAUUCGUCACGCCAUGGCUACUGGAAUUUGCUGAAAAUUUUAACCAGACGUUUUGGUUGAAUGGAAAGCGCUCUUGUACUUGCAAUUUUUUUUACCAACUUUUAACUUUGGCAUUCCAGUCUGCAACUUUCCAGCAUUUUACGAGCACAAUCUGGACGUGCCUAAACUGUUCAACUUUGUGCAAAUAUAUUUGGUUGUCUUUAGUAGAGUAGGGUUAGACACAUUGGGCCGAUGAUAUGUUUAAACGAAGUCUAAGUUAUCCUGUGUUUAAGGCCGAGAAGCGGCUGAGACUUUGUCUUGAUGAACAACACUGUUAAACUAUGUUUAAAAGAGAUUAUUAAAACGUGAGUGAGCCGUGUUUUUUUCUAGUCAAUGGCUAAAUAAUGUCUCAUCAGGAAAUGCAUUAAUUGUCUGAGGGGUAACUUAUUUGUAUGCACAUUUCCCUAUUUGAAAUUUAGACUCAAUAUGGUCUCUAAACCCGGUCGAACAACUAAUUUUUAGCAGAGAAGGCGGGUAUGGGAAGAGAAUUGUUGUUGGCGGAAUUGCGAAGAGAAUUUCCAAAAGCAAAAAAAUGAAGGAUUUAUUUUUUUUACGACAAUGAAACGUUGCAAAAAAAGUCAAGUUUCAGUAUCUAAACGUAAUCAAACGGGAAAUGAACCAGAUCGAAGGAUGCUGGUGGGCGGCUGAAACUCCAGUCCACGAAAGAACAUCAUUUGCAACGUCAUGUAUUAACUAAGAGAAACUAGUGAAGGAAAAGCUCUUACUGAUGUUGAAGUUAUUCGCAGGAAAGAAGCAGAAAUCACAAACAAGGAGGUUAAGUUUGCUAAUACUAACAAGUUAGUUGUGUUCCCCGUCUCUGUGGUUAAUGCGGCUCCAUAUUUUAGACACUUGGUCACCUCUCAGGUGUCAUGAGGUAUCAACCUCUAUGAUUGAAUCUAGUUAUUGUGCUUUAAAAUGGGCUCAUGAUUUUGCGGGGGUUCCCAAUCCUAUGAGUGGCACCUUUGUCAAAAAAAUGGUGAAAGGGCCCAAGCGUCAAAAUAACAAACCCGCCGCGAAGAAAUCUCCCAUUUCAAAGGAGGCCCUCUCAGCGUGUUGAAGUAAAAUUGAGCAUUCUGAUGAAUUGCCUAUACGUAGCCAGGGACAUUUCUAUGGCCUUACUCUUAUUUGGGUGGUUCUUCCGUUUCAGUGAACUCGCAGCCCUUACCAUCGGUGACAUUAGCAUAAGCGACACACAUUUAAACAUCAAAGUGUCUCAGAGUAUCAAUAUCGUAAGGGGAAUGAAGUGGUGAUCUGUAGAUCCGGCAUGGUUACCUGUCCUGUUUCAAAUCUAGAAAGGUCCAUGAAAUUAACAGGUGUCAGUACUUCUAAGGUUUCAGAUUUUUUGUUCAAACCUAUAGUCAAAGUUAGAUCCAGAUAUAAAGUUAUAGACAAAGUAAAACCUCUCAGUUAUACUCGCGCAAGGGAAUCCCUGGUCGAGCUGUUGCUCGAAUUUGUGCCCAACACGGCCAACAUAAGCUUGCACUCAUUCAGAUCAGGCGGAGCUACUACAGCAGCCAACGAUUCAGGGACUUUAAGAUCCAACGACGCGGACGGCGACGAGAACGUCAAAAAACAAUAGGUUUUAUAAACAAAACAACAGCUUUGCACGUGCAUCACACUUUUUUUGUCAUUUCUUUCCCGUUUUUGCACAACUACGACGUGAAAAUGCCUAAUUUCGUGUUUAUGGAGGACGUAAACAAGCAACGACGAAAUUUUAUUUCUCUUUCUGAGCUUGGAUAUGGUUCCUUGAAAUUCAGCUUCAGGAGGGUUCGCCUACAUUUGAAAAAGUAAUUGGGUACGAAUAAUCGCUAUAAAGACUGAAAGAACGCAAACACACUUUUUUAAGAGACGUUCUCGUGGCCGUCGCGUCGUUGGAUCUUAAAGUCCCUAUAGAUGCUGGAAACGCCACGGUAGAUGGCGUUCAGAGACGGCCUAGGACGGUUACAUAUAGAAGAUUCUCUUGAUAAUCGCUUACUAGUUACCAAAUCUCUAGGAAUUUGAUUUAAGUUACAUUUUCACUCCCCUUCUUUGUAUUUCCAUCCAGUGCAGCGGUCUGUUUUCCUAUUUAACACGGAAUGAUUUCAUUGUUUUCACUGUUCACUGUUUCAACAAUAGGGAAUAGGGAAAACUUGUUUUUUGCUGCGGUUCUAAGAAUAACAGCAAAUUAUUGUUUUCACGGUUCCAGCUUAUUGACAGCGGUCACGGAGACUCAGGUGUAAAAGGGCGGGAUUUUACUGAGGUGAUCAUUCUAAGCUGACAUCGCUGCUUGAGGGGUGAGUUUCAUUUGUCAAUGCUUUUUUCUUUUUCUGUCAUUUGAAUUGAUUGUUGUUGGUCGUUGAUGUGCUCAUAAUUUUGUAUUCUAGUUCAACCUCUCUCCCUCGAGGUUCCUGUUAAGUGUCUGGCUCUGCUUUCGGGAGGGUUCAGGGUUCCUCCAUAGUUAGGCGGUUUUUCCUGACGGGCUGAUUUUGAACUAUAGGGUCUCUGAAAUAGCAUUUCCAGCCUUCGAAGAGGGCUAUGUUGAAGCCUAUGUUGAAGCCAUAAAUAAAUAAUUUAGACACUUUAUCGAACCGAAAUGAACACAUUGAACCGAAGAGGAAGUGAAGAGCGUGGCCGCGGACCAAAUUAAACGUGCCCGCCAAAAUAAUUGGGGGGAAGUGGCCUCCCCAUGCUACGGCACUGUAGUCGGCGGCAAUCGAACUAGUAGAUUUUUGAUAAAAACAAACUAAGAUAAGAAAUAGCGGCUUGACCGAGACUCUCGGACGUUUGUGACCGUUUGUGCUUCGAACAAAGACAACAAGGAACCAGAGUAGCAGCGAAGAAUUGGGGCGCUUUCCAUUCAACGAAAACUUUCGAAAAUUUGGAAACAACAACAAAUGGUACAGAAAUUUCCGGGAAAGCGCAGUUUCCAGAAAUUCCGAAAACUGUUAGCCUGCGAACAGCAGACGCAUUUCCGGUCGUCGCUUCUCUCCCUCCGAAAAAUAUAUUUUUCGGAGGGAGAGAAGCGACGACCGGAAAUGCGUCUGCUGUUCGCAGGCUAGAAAACUGUUUACUGAUUUCCGAAAUGCGCUCUUGCACUUCCGGGAAAACUGUCUUUGACAGGAUUGGUCAGUUUACCUUAUCACGCAUAUGUUACCAUCUAAUCGGAGCAACGGUUAGAAAAUGCGGACGACCGACCAAUCACAUGCAUGAGUAUACUAGGAUGUUUUCACGGAACGAUUUCUGUAUUCGUAUUAAAGACAGUCUGUCGCGUAUUAUCUGUUUGCAAAUAUUUGGUUUACUUUACUUCAAGGUAAGUACAUCAAAUGGCCACUUCUAAUAACAAAAGUAGGUUUAAACAUACAACUUUAGAUUAGCAACCCUUAAUGCCUAUGAAAGUCGACCCAAACAAGUAAAAUCGUAGGCUUCUCUAGAUUGUUGUCGGCAAGUUUUAAGCAACUUAACUUACGGCGCUGGGAGCAACUUUUUGGGGUUCUAGCAAACUUGAGCAAGUUUUGCCUUUUUGAGCACAUUCAGAAUGAGUAAAAUAUAGGUUUAGGGGACAUAUCAAGCACCAAAAGCUCAUCGAUUUCCUUGAAAACUUCAAUUUGGGCGGAUUAUUGAAUAUUCAUCAGCGCCUUUUGAAUACACAACCUUUCACUUGACAACGUUUCGCAGGUCUGAAAAGGCAUUUACACUCACUUAAGAGGCCUGAAACGCAGUCUGUACAUAAAUAAACACAAGAAAAGAAAAAGAAGAAAACUUAAAAGCGAAAUUCAAUGAACAUUUUGCAGAUUUAUAAAGCAAAGAAUACAACGUCAUAAAUGUCUUGACGUAAGAGUAAUUAAUCAGCUUAGUAAUGCGGUGUUGCUAACGGGCUCUCGACAUCCUAAGAAGCCUGAAAUGCAGUCAGCACACAAAUAAACACAAGAAAAUACUUGCUUUAAAUGUAGAGUUUAAUGCACAUUUUGCCUAAUUACAGCGGCGGGGAAUAAUUCUCAUACAAAGUCUUAUUAUUAUUGCUGUGUGAAUAAUUGAUUAGGAGGAAGUAGGAUAAUGUUAGUUGUUCUUGGCUCUCAUAGUGAGCUUGGGUAUCCUUGAAUUUCUCCCAUGUUUCCGAGAAGCUCUUUAAAGCUAAGUUUCAAGCUAUUUUUCUUGACCGAUGUUAGCAAUUUCGUCAAGAACGAAAAGUAAAGCCCUUAAUUAACGUUAUAUAUAAUAAUACAAUGUAUCAAGAGACAGAAAGAUAUUUAGGUAGCAUUUUUUGAAAUUCAGACAGCAACGUUUUGAACUUUUUGGCAUUUUUUCAGCAACGUUUACAGUUCAACUAGGAAAACCGUAAACACUAGAAAUUUCUCUGGAAUGUUUAUUGUGUUGUGACCAAUCACAGCAAAGAUCAGGACAUGCGAACUUGCCUAAUUAACGUUCUUGCUUGCGGUUGAUCAGUUUUCUCAUGCCUGAUCACGGACACCCAACGAGAAUAUAGUUCAAAUUUAAAACCACUUAAACAUGGCAUUGUCAAACGUAUUUUAGUAUUUAAACGGUACAUAUAGGCAUAUUUUUAUCCCCUAAAAAUUUUUAUCUGUUCGGAUUUCCUAGCUAAAAGUCUAGUGAUCCGAACAUUAUAGGGAUCAAAACUUACCUUUUCGAAAAUUUCAGCCAAAAAAAAGGCUCUCGAAAAUUCUGACCUUUUUAGGGUAAAAAUCCGUUAAAAAUGGGCAAUUAUACCAUUUUUCAGUCGUUCGAAAUUCCUAGGAGAGGCGGGCAAGCAAGAAAUUUACAACAAAUGUUCCGAAAAUUCAGUUCUAGAUCUCAAAUCGUCUUCCGAACAGAUAUUUUCAAAAAAUUGACGUUGGGUGCCCCUGGCCAGAUUGCCUGUUUUCUUGCAACGCAAUAACAUUGCAGAAACAUUUCUGGUGUUUACGGCAUGAAUGUAAUAGGCCAUUUCCGAGUUCCAAAAACUCACACUUUGAAAACGUGACCAAGUGCACAACCUUUGUUUUGAAAAUUAGCAAUUAAUGAAUGAGGCUGAGUAUCAUCUGAAGAAUUAUGGAGAUCGAAGAGGGUGUUAACCGAUACGAAAAUAGCAGCAAAUGAAAUUAUCAGACUCGAGACCCUCCGCGAAGUACUUUGUCUUGCUCUUUUUGUUUAGAUUUAAUGCUCGUCUUAUUUCAAAAUGCAGGUACAAAAAAUACGAUACAGAUGUUAAAUUUGGAUGCGAAUUGUUAUUUUCUAACUUUUCUUCACUACAUAAAUGCAGGCCGUAAUUUGGGAUUUAUCUGCACAUACUUUUUCUCUUCCUUCUCUUUGUUUGGAUGGUAACAGGUUGGGCUAUCUUAUUGUAAAAGUGUGGAUGUUAUGCAAAAGAGAAAACUGUCGGUUUAAAAAGAGGAAGUAAGAAAUAGGUUAGUUCUAAGACGCAAGAAACAGGUCGCUUCCUCAAGCUAUUGACUGGUUAAAAUGUGUUAUUUGCUAGAAGGAAGCAACUGAAAAAGCUCAGUGUCCAGUUAACAGGAGACCGCCCUCCUCUGGUGCUGGAUGCCUUACUUUUGAAGAAGACUUAACGUCAUUUUAUGAGGCGGCGGAAUUAAGUUUAGCAGUUGACUAAAAAUGUUUUGACGUGGGAAAUGGAAUUGCUUCCACUUUAGCAAGUCGUUUGCUAUACGGUGGCAUAAAUGUUGUCGCGAUCCGUUUAACAGGAUGAAACUGGAUCGUAUGAUGUAAAGAAAAAUGCCUGUAGGAAUCCACAGCGGCAAACGGACACACGCUCGAGUAGGUUUCUGUUCGCACGGCGAAGAAGCAGACAUGAAAAUGAUAGUUCAUGUAGCUGAUGCAAUAGCAAAUGAUCAUUAGUGAGUCAUGAUUCGAACUUUUUCCCUUUUUUUCUCGCUCCGUCUUCCCCACUAUUUUGGAGACUAGUCGAACAAGCCUAUUUAGACUUGAAGGAAUUUUGAGUGUCCCAUUGCACAAAAAACUCCACAACAUCCUAGCAACUUAUCUCUUUGCGAAGGCCCUUGUCCCAUCUUAAUCGAAGUUUCUACCUGUCUUCCAUGGCCUAGCAGUGUGUGAUAAAACUUCCUUCUCCGCUGGUCUUGAAAUUGCUAGCCUGCGUAGCUGGCGGUAUUGUGUGGGUGCGAGAUUAAAGUUUUGGCGGCGGAGCCCUGUUCCAAAAAAAGGGAGUAGGGACGAGGCGGUUGUGAGGGCUCCGCCGUCAAAUCUCACUCGAGUAUAUUACAACGGCUCCGCUGCCAAAUCUCACUCGACUACUACACAAUACCGCCAGCUACGCAGGCUAUGAAAUUGCCAAAAUACUGAACAUGGAUUUUUGCCAAUUUUUUUCUUAUUGAAAGGAAGUAUUGAGGUUAUUGAAACCAUGAAUUAAAAUACAGUGGAACCCCGAUAUAACGAACCUCUAUGUAACCAGUCCUGGCCAUAACCAUCUCUGGAUAUCAGUUUCGGGCCUUGUGAUUGGUUUAGGUCAAAACCAAAACAAAAUAAACUUAGCCGAGAGAUACUGGAAUAAGUAGAAGUUGAACAAUUUUUUGGAAUGGCAGCCAUUUGCGUAGAACGGCGGAAACAAAAUUCAGUAAUAAACACUACACGGAAAGACAGCUAUUAUUAUUGUUGUUGUUGUCGAUGAUGAUACUUAUUAUUGGGUUUACUUGUCCUCCGAACGUCCAUUUUAACUUUAUUACAAAGUGCGACAGCUUAAUUAAAUACGAAGUGCGAUGGUCAGUUAUCACAAAGUGCGACAGGUCAGCCUUAUGGGAGGGUGCUAAUGGGGGUAAAUCUCAGUUAACUAGUAUUUUUCAGCCAAUUCUCAGUUAACUACUAAUUUUGGUUAGCUAUUAACUUUCCCUUUCAAACAGCGAAUUUUAUUCCGUCAUAACCCGAAUUUUCCUUCUUUCAUCAAGUCAAUCACUUUUGGGUGUAGGCCCUACUAAAAUCAAGGUGUAAAUUUACAUGAACUCUGCCACUAGUACAAUUUAUAAGUUACUGAAAAUAUAUAAGUCGUAUAACCAAAAUAGAUCCAGACGCACCAGUCAUGAUCUCGAACUGAUCUUCCCGACAUGGUCAUGCAUGUCCUGCCAUAAACUACCUCAAAAGUCACUUUCUUCGGCACUUUCAUUAUUUGAUCAGAAUCAGUCUUGUACUUAUCUGGUUGCUGUAUGUCCUGUAUCUUGCUUUUGGCCUACGUUUCAAUGCUUUUUUUAUCUUUGCAAUCCAUUGCAACAGACGACGAGAUACACAAUCAAUGCCAGAAUAUAGUCUUAAACAACAAAACUGGACCAUUAUUUUUGGAAUUCAGUUGGUGAAUUUAAUCACUGUUUGCAGCUAUGGGAGAGACAUAGAGUUGAGAGUGCCGACAAAGGUAUGAAAUGACACGGGACAAUUCGUCUAUUCGUGAGUGUAGCCCACUUCGAACUCGUAGUUCUUUUAAGCGAUUGCUUUACUGUGGUUCCAAAGUCUUGGGCGUAGUGUUUUGUGUUGAAGUGAGAAACCAGUGCAGGCUUUCCACCUGCGUUGUCAGAAGGCCUUGUACCCCGAUACAGAUUUUGUCGACAUCCUCUUUCGCCUCCCACAUGGCUACCUUUUUCGCAGACGUACUUUUUUCGCUUAUUUCAAAAGCCUAAUAAAGAUAUCUAAGGGUUUUAAGAAAUGAAACUGCCAAAACUGUUUCAGAAAGACCGGUUUAAAUACAAAAAUAAGAAACGUGGAAACUAUUACACACACAAGAUUCUCUCUAAAACCGUGACCCUUUUGUACAUAAUAACAAAAACCGUUCGGUUUAAUUACUUUCGCAGUUCUCGCAGGCACCCACCACGAGAAAUACAACCUUACAUAAAAGACUUCCCAGCCUGAGUUUCAGACAUCCUCUAGAGUCGAAGGGAUGUCUGAAAUUCAGGCUAAAAGAUUUCCCUAGAUAGCUUUUCACUGUUUUCCGUUAUCAAUCGAUAAAUCACUUGAUCGCUAACGAUUUUUAUCGAUUUCGAUUUAUAUCUAUUGGCUACUUCGGGAAGUAACUACACGCGGAACUGAUGUUACUUUGAAAGGGUGGCAGAUCUAAAUCGUGCAAAAACAGGGCUCUCACAAACCUGGCCAAUAUCGGCAGUCAGAAGAAAACUUUAAAGCAGAUUUUAAAGAAAAGAUAGGAUUUUUUAAAACUUUUUUUUUAAAAAAAGUGAUAAUAAAUUGUUUGAUCCUUCGACUCUCAAUUGCAACUCAAUUGUUGACAAAUUCACUGUUAACACGAGAUCAGUUUUCAUUUAUGAAUGAACCGGAAAAACAGAUGUAUCUUCCCGAUAUAAAUCGAUGGAAUCGGUAAAAGCUAGAUAAAUCGAUAAACGAAACGACUGUCAUCGAUUUCUACCGAUUGAUCUAUACAAUCGAUAUUAAUCAAAUCAGAUUUAUCGAUUGAUAAAUCGAUACCGAUUUUUAUCGAUUGAGUACUCCGGGAGUUACCAUAUAGCGGUAGACGCAUAUUUUAAAGUCGCCUCUUCUUUUCUCCAAAGGUGAGAAAUACUCUUUAAAGGACUAAAGAUGAGUGCUGUUACCAAGAUCUUCAUCUUGUUCACGCUGUUCAGCACUGCACAGUCCGGUCCAUUGGCUUAUGCAAUCUGUCAAACAGGAUGUAAUACUGUGUGGGUGGCCUGUGUCGCUGCCGCUGGUGGAACAGCAGGGGUUUCCACAGGAGGUGUUGGAGUUCCCGCCGCUAUCCUGGCGUGUAAUGCUGCCCAGGGAGUUUGUAUGGCUGCUUGUGUUGCUGCUGGUCUCACGCCCACCCCUUGAGGCAGUCUUGUCAAGAUCUCAGCCGCCGAUUUUGUGUUACCAUCACUUUAAAUUUUCGCUUUGUUAAAUCGUGACUUGAAUAGGUUAUAAAUCAUCACUUGAAUAGCUUAUGAAUUGUAACUUAAAUGGGUUAAAAGUCGUGUUGCGUUAGAUAGUUAAGACCGUAACGCCAGUAACUGUUGAGAACACACAAAUAUUGUACUUUUGAUGAUAAAAUCUUAGCGAUUAGAGGAGAAAUAAUAUUGCUAUGUGUGAGUUAUAUUCGUAUGUGGUGAUAUUAUUAAAAUAACUGAGAUGGUGCGCGCGUUCUGAUUUGUCAAAACAAAAACCUAUGGUUUAUUAUACCGGUAAACCUGUAGAAAAAGGCAUCCAGACCACGAGCCAAUACAAACCAGAUAUCGAUCUGCAAACAACAAUUUGGAAAAGCUAAAAAACAGAACAAUUUACUUACCCAGUCCCUCUCUCUAUAAAAAAGCGUUGGUUUCCACUAUUAAGUUCUGCUAUUCGCUACUACUACCAUAGUUUUAAAUGUCAUCAAGACCAAUGGUCAAGACCGACCAAUAUAACACUCAAAUAUAGUGAAACCUGGAUAAGCGGCGGCACUCUCGAUGGUGCCUUACACAGAUUUAUUCAACAAUAUCUGUGGUUAGUAAACGCAUGCGACCCUAGUCUGGUUUUCAUAUCAUUGUCACAAUCGUCUCGAUUCCAGUUUUGGGACGAUUGAAUCAAUCGGCAAUCGACCGAAAUAUGUCUUGUUAAGUUCAAUCCAAACGAUUGCUGAUCUGGAUAGUACACGUCAUCAGUAUGGAAUUUCUGCGCUUGUUUCUCAGACGUCAUUUGGCGGGGAAACCAGUGGUAGCGUCGCCGAAUGUCGGCUGUCUUCUCAGGCUAGAUGAAUUGCCGCCUUAAAUUAAUGUUUUGGUAAUGAACGAAUAUUAAGAGGAAUACAAUUCCACGCCUUUGCACCAGUUGCAGAGGAAAACGACUUAAUUCUCUGCUGUGUUCUCGAAUUUUGAAAAAAAAAAAAAAAAAAAAAAACACAACUGCUCCGCACCCGCCUUAGUUUUCUCUUCGCCUUCUUUUCGUCACCGGGCGGGACUGCAACAUUUUUUCGUUAAACAAAAUCAGAGGACAGUUUAGCGGGCGUUUGAUUUGUUUAAUCACGGGUAUAAUAUAUGGAAAUCAGCCUACUUCCAUUUUCCACUUCUAUCCAGGCGACUACUUCGCCCCAGUCGUCUGGAUUUUCCCUCAUCCCAUUAGCUGUCCCCUUGUGAUCGUCUCGAUCGCUUAAACACUUCUUGUGACGACUCGGGCGAUUGAGACGAGCUAGCGUUCUAUAAGAACCAGACUUCACUGACGCUAGUGUCAGUUACAAAGGGUGCCCCAGGGGUGUGGCAUGGAAUAAGGGUCACAGGGUCACAGUAGUCGUGGGGCAAGACGCACAAAAACCAGGAAGAACACCAAAACAAAGAGGAGGAGAAAACCAACGUAUGUCCAUUAGUUUUUUAAUUUCUAGAUAAGUAAGAAGUACUAAAUAAAUAUUCAUAUUUCAGGGAAUUUUCUCUGAUUUUGACUACCUAACUACUUGUUAAACGUAAAUCACAUUUCCUUCAGUACAAUUAUGGGUGAAUUCAUUUGCCUGUUGGAGUAGUUAUAUUAUACGGUUAGAAACAAUGAAAAAUUCCAAAGAGCAAAUACAACAGCUAAACCGUAUGCUGCAAAUAUAUAUUUAUAUAUGAUAUAUAAAGAUAUAAUUCAUAUAUCCUUUAUUUCAAUCUCGUAAAUGUCCUGAGAUACAUAAGAUUUAGCAUUUUAAUUACUUAAGACAAACAUUAAAAAGUCCUUACCCGUAAAUUACUCUUUCUUCCAACGUCUUUUACAACUUUUAUAAUUGGCCAUUUGCACAUCUCCCAUAAUAUACCUUGUUUGUCCCGUAAAAUUUUGCAUAAGCAUUGUAUUUUAUUUCUCUUGGGACAACUGUAAUACCCAGGAGAAAUUAAAAACAAAGGUUAUGCAAAGGUUUGGGUGGCAAACAAGGUGUAUUAUAGAUGUGCAAAUGGUGAAUAAUGGCGACUAGAAGAGAUAGAAAGGACUGCAGCAAACUGUCUUUAAAGCUACGUACGUGAAACCGAAGUAACAACUCCCCUGAACAAUGUUGGGAGUUGUUGGCCAACAAUGUUGCGUCCGUUUGGACGGGGCUAAAAGUUUGACCGGUAUCAAACUUUGCACGACAACUCCCAACAACACGUAACAGGGUGUGCAAGAAGACGCAACAUGUAACAACACUGUUGGGGUUGUUGGUCAACAAUGUUGCGUCCGUUUGGACGGGGCUAAAAGUUUGACCGGUAUCAAACUUUGCACGACAACUUCCAACAACACGUAACAGGGUGUGCAAGAAGACGCAACAUGUAACAACACUGUUGGGGUUGUUGGUCAACAAUGUUGCGUCCGUUUGGACGGGGCUAAAAGUUUGACCGGUAUCAAACUUUGCACGACAACUUCCAACAACACGCAACAGGGUGUGCACGGAGACGCAACGUGUAACAUCCAACAUUGUUGGGAUUUGUUGGCCAACAAUGUUGCGUCUAUUUGCACGUAGACGGACGCCGCUUGUCCGUUUUAGAGGGGAAUCCACCUUCCAAAGAGUCAUAGAAAAGCGACGACUAAAGAACAGCAGGGACCAACUACAAAAUGUAAGUGGCCGUGUUAUCGUGUCCGAUGAGAGAGAGAGAGAGUUAAGGUGGCUCCGUGAUUAACACAAUAGCAUUUAGCUGUGACAAAUUUUCCGUCAUAACUUUUUCGAUUUUAACGCGAUGGCUGCGAAACUUUGCAAUUAACAACAGAUAUCAUUCGGCAAUAAUACGAAAUAUUCCGAUUUCAUUGAUGGCAAAUAUUUUUUGAGAAAUUAGCGCUUAAAAGGACCCUACUGUUCAAAGAAAAUCGCGUCUAGUAAAAAAAUUUGCUGAUAUUUUUUACUGAAAUUUCUGGUAUCGGCUUUAAUUGAUAUAAUAAAUAUGCCAGAGGAAUUUCAGAAAAAUCGUUGGAGCAGAAGUCCGUAACUAAAAGUCGGUCAAAAUUUAGCUGUGAAAUUGUUUUGGAAUUUCAAAAAUAAAUUACUAUCAGGAAGAAGGAGACACCAGUUUCAAUUUUCGGGACAAGCAACUUCAGUGUGUUUCCUAAUUCUGAAAACAGUUGUCGAUUGCCUAUCGUGCUAUUCUUUAAAAGGUACUUUUCAUUUUUUAGAAGCACUAUAAAUUGCUCCAAACUUUGCUCUGACAUCGAAUGACUUGUUCCUCGACAUUUUUAAAAUAUCCCUUGGCAGUUUUGGUUCAAACUCCUGCUACAUGCAUUUUGAUGUAUUGCAAAGCAUCCCCAACGGCUUUUCCUGCUUUACGUUGUUUCCAAUUCAGGAAAAAGGUAUUGGGAUUGUAAGCUACCUAGUAUCGAAGCUCAGAUAGAACUGUCCAGUACCUUUGUUUAUGACCAGAAAAUGAGCACGAGCGGCAGCUCUGCGAGAAUUCGCACCUCAGCCAAGGGGACGAGUGACAAUGAUGCCCAUGUCUGUGAACCGAUCUGUAUAAACAUGUAUUGCAGAGCAAAACAUAAUAAUCAAAAAAAAAAUACCCAUUCAUUGAAGGAAGGAGUGACAAAAAUUUCAGAGUUGUAAAUUUAUUCACGGGCAAUAUUUUUGCGAUAAUUUUAUUUUGCACUGUGAUGUUAUUUGGUUCACAAGCAUGGUCAUCAUUGUCGUUCGUCCCCUGAGUGAGGUGCGAAUUCCACGCAGAACUGCCGCUCGUGCUCAUUUUGUAGUCAUAAACAAAGGUGCUGGACAGUUCUUUCUGAGCUCUGAUACGAGGUGGCGUCCAAUCUCAAUACUUUUUUCCUGAGUUGAAGCAACGAACGGCAAUAAAAGUCGUUGAAAAUGCACGGCAAUACAUCAAAAUGUAUGCAGCAGGAGUUUUAGCCAAAACUUCCAAGGGAUAUUUUAAAACUGUCGACGAACAAGUCAUUCUACUUCAGAGCAAGGUUUGGAGCAAUUUAUAGUUCUUCUAAAACUAAAAAAGUACCUUUCAAAGAAUGGCACGAUAGGCAAUCGGCUUUGUUUUAAGAAUUAGCAAGCGUUGAAUUUACUUGUCCCGAAAAUUCAAACUGGUGGCUCCUUCUACCUGAUAGUAAUUUAUUUUUGAAAUUCCAAAACAAUUUCACUGCUGAAUUUUGACCGACUUUUAGUUACGGACUUCUGCUCCAACGAUUUUUCUGAAAUUCCUCUGGCAUAUUUAUUAUAUCAAUUAAAGCCGAUACCAGAAAUUUCAGUAAAAAUAUCAGCAAAAUUUUUACUAGACGCGAUUUUCUUUUGAACAGUAGGGUCCUUUUAAGCACUAAUUUCUCAAGAAAUAUUUACCAUCAGUGAAAUCGGAAUAUUUUGUGUUAUUGCCGAAUGAUAUCUGUUGUUCUUUGCCAAGUUUCGCAGCCAUCGCGUUAAAAACCAAAAAGUUAUGACGGAAAAUUUGUCACAGUUAAAUGCUCUUGUAUUAAUUACGGAGCCACCUUAACUGUUACAGUAAGGUUCAUGUGAUUUGGAGGGUGGCUAGAUUGUUUGCGAUAUCGGGGAUUUCAAACGUUAAUGGUAUUGUUUGUUGGCUUUCAUACUGUUCACACAUAGGCUGUUCAACUUGAACCUCCACUGGGUCUUUGCCCUCAUCUCGCGGUGGAGGAAUCUGUUUGAGAUGUUAGUUAAAGAGUUAGUCCAAAACAAACAUGGCACUAACGUUGAAGACCUUAGAUUUAAAAUGGGUUUCUUGAGUUUAAAAAUUUCUCCAGUUUUACAGUGGCCAACCUCCAAGACUCACUCAUCACUGGGGAGUUUAAGAUACCACAACGGCGACUGCGGCGAAAACGUCGCCUUAAAAGUGGAUUUGCCUUCUUCCAAUCUCUAGUGUUAUUCCAACUCAUUUACUUUGUCAAAUGCAGGCGACCUCUUCUGAGGCAGAACUCCUAAGAACCAUACUCAAGUUCAGAGAGAGAAAGAAAAUAUCGUCGUCGCUUGUUUACGUCGUCCAUAAAACGUAAAGUUAGGCAUUUUCACAUCGUAGUCCUGCAGUGACGGAAAAUAAAUGUACAAAAAUCAAUUUCCGCAUAACUUUCUAGAAUCAUCUCCGCCCGUAGAAAUGCCGACAUGGCCAUUCAGAUCCUAUGCUAGUGUCGGAGUGAAGAAAGUUUCAACAGAGUGUAGCAGAUAGUAUAUGAAUGGGUCUGAAAAUGAAGUGGCUGACCAAUUCUCAAUUUUAAUUACGAGAAGCCAGGGCACUCAGACAAACGCCAUCGCGCCGCCUUCAAGCCCUUUUAGGUGAACACGCGCAAAGGCAAACGCAGCUGACAGCGGAACCGCGCCACCAUAUAGUCUGCCUCACAGACGUAAUUUACCCUCCGUUCGUAAGUUAGGUCUGCGAAACAGCGCCGAUAUUCUUGUCCUGGCCCCCCAACGGACUCAACGAAUUACCGAAAGUGCGUUUCAAAUUUCCUUUCAUCCUGACUGGCAAAUCGACAAUGGCUUUUUUAAAAGGCCAAUCAUGGCACGUACCUCAAUUCCUGGUACACAAGUGGAGGCCCAGAACAAGGAUUUCAGCGCUGUUUCGCAGACGGACUUAACCAGAGUUUAGUUUCGUAUGUGGCGCAGGCUAACCACCGUAUUAACUUUUACUAUGUGUCCGAUCGAUAAGGUGAUGUCCGAGCUUGAGCUAAGGCCGUUAGCGGAAAUGAUCAGGAAAUACUCGGUGCUUUGGGAAACAUCUGUCACAGUGAAACACCUGACAAAGAAAGCUUCUCCCGUGUUGCUAAAUUUCACAAAAUCGACGGCGAGAUCCUCGAAGCCGAACCGAAACUGUACGCGAGUUUUCGUCGUAUGCUCGGAUUAGGCUGCAUGACUGUUCCAGAAAUGCUGCAGACAAUGCACGACAAUGAUCUAACGACCAACAUCAACUCUGGCCAUGUUACGACAGCGACUAUACCGUACAUCAGAGGCACCUCUGAAACUAUCACACGUAUAUUACAACCUGACAAUAUACGUGUUGCACACAAACCGAUAACCACUUUACGACGACUACUUACUAAUGUCAAGGACAAAAGAGAAACGACAAACGGAAAAGACAAACUGGAGGAGAGACAGAGAGCAGUAUACAAGAACAAAUGCUGCGACUGCCAGUCUUCUUACAUUGGUGAAGCCGGCAGAAACCUUAGCACGCGACUGAUCGAACACAAAAAAGCGCCGUGACAAGGAAUGCUGACGUCAGCAAUCACAUUGCUGAGCAUCCUUUACAGACGAAACAUCAAAUUGACUGGGACUCUGCGAUCAUGUAUAACUUAUUCUACAGACUACUAUCAACGUCUUACUUUAAAAAGCUGGUUUACUAACUUAGAACAAAAGCCACUGAAUCGUUGCCAACAGUCACCAGCGCCGUACAAACGUUUCAUUGACGAGAUCAAGCAAAACUAACUACGAGAGAACAACUGGAGAACUGACAGUUUGACUAACAAUAGACGACUGUUUAACUGUGACAAUGGAAGGAUCGAAACGCACCAAUUCUGAUUACGAGUCUUCAUAGCCAAUAACACACGGCUUAACUGACAGACGACCAAUAACAUCACGAUGUAAUUGACCAAUCAGAUAUAUGACCAGAGUAUAACACUAUCAACUGACGUGAUACAACUCACUUUGACUCUGAAGAUGACUACCACACAGGUUGUCGAAACGUCAGUCACUGUCAACAGCAACAGUCCUAUUCAAGACUAUGUUCACCCGGACGAUCAAACUCAACCUACUUUUGAAAUGACUCCUGGGUUCAAACCUUUCACAAUGCUCUAUUUGAUAUGUUUCCAGUGUUUUUUACUAUGAUGCAUAUCUUUGGAGUGAUACCUGCUAUAUUGCGUUCUGCAGAACGAUCAUUCAGUGCGUUUCGUGGAUUGAAAAGUUAACCUCCGCAGCACCAUGGGGGAACAACGGGUAAGUACAUCGCACUUAUUAACAACGAAAGAGUAUAUGCCAAUUCUGUAGUCAAUAAUGACAUGGAUCGUAUCAUUGAUAUCUUCUUUCUUCAUUGCCCGUACGCCUAUGAUUGUCAGGAGAGUACAGCCUAUCACAGAAAUGAUAAAAUGAUAAAUACUGCGAAGAAGAGCGAAUUAAAAGAACUAAAAAGCAAUUAAUAUUGUAUUCGGCCUUUUUAUAUGAUCUAAAGAAUAAUGUAGAUCGAAAAUGGAGGUUAUCGUCCGAGUUCUGCAUAAUUCUUCAGGUCAUCUGAAAGCCGAAUUCAAUAAUUGUUUUAUCAUUUUUAUUCAAAAUAAUUCAUACUUUGAAAACGAGCAGUAAAACUUGCUUACUUCCGUGAAUUGUAAGUUCCCACCUUCAUUUUCCUGUUUCGAGGCAAAUUCAGUAUAGAAAGAGAUGUUUAGUGUAGCAGAUAUCCUUCAAAUAGCACUUGUUUGCAUGAUGGUUAUGCUAUGGCAGUAGUCGGGCUAUUUCCUCUUCUGGAAACGUGUGAAAUGUUCCACCAUUUUGACCCGCUCUACUACAAAACAACUGAGCUAUUGCAACCUCGUUCCGAGGGCUUCUCGGUUGCCGUCCCUUUUUCUGUCGAUAUCCUGUACUAUUGAUGUCUUUUUACUGAAUGACGCAAACGUCCUCCAAAUUUGGUCAACGUUAGCUGGUUAUGAAGAAUUACCUGUAGCCGGGAGAUUUGAGCCAUUCAGUAACGGAGAGAUAUUUUGCAUGAGUUAAAUUAAUCUCCAUUAGAUAGAUAGAUAGAUAGAUAGAUAGAUAGAUAGAUAGAUAGAUAGAUAGAUAUUCUGUUUAUUUCACCCACUUGCAGCAAUAACUGAAUUGUUGGGGAAGGUCAUUGCCACAUACACAACCAUUUACAUACAUUCACUGAAAUUUAUAAGUUACAAAGCCAUUAAUUCUUCUGGUUAUACUGUAAUGAGACUCAAUAGCGGCGGGAGAGGGGAUGAUGUUCUUAAGGGGGCACAUUUGGCGUGCAGUAGCCAUAAACCACUUACAAGCUCCUACUCUCCUGUCACUAAGAGACUCCAGGCCGGCCAAGACCAAGGCAUCCGUAUAGUCUACCCGACCAAAUAUUAUUUUAAGAGCUUUCCGCUGUACAGACUCAAUUAACUCGUCCAGAUAUAAAGGGAUCGCAGCCCAAACUGGCGAGGCGUACUCAACAAUGGAUCUAACAAUACUACCGUAGACUAACACGAGAUUGUUAGUGCCCAGUCCAACUCUCUUGAGGGUCCGCAGCACAAACAAUCGCUUAGUGGCUUUUUUAUGGAUACUGUCACAAUGUUCGUUUCAAGAGAGAUCAUUAGAGAUAGUAACCCCCAAGAGUUCAUAACUAGAUACUCUAUCGAUGACCAUACCAUUAAGCUGAAUCGGUGUCAUAACAGUGGGCUGAUACUUCAAAAAAUUGAUAACCACAUCUUUACAUUUUUUCUCAUUAAGACGCAUGUUACGCAUGGAAGCGUAGGUGUUAAUAUUUGCGGCGAUAAAUGGAAGGUAGCUAGGCGAACAUCGAGGAAUAGAUUCAAAUACCGAGGUGUCAUCAACGUAUUUAAUCCUUUAUCUCCAGUCCCUACACAGAUUGUUCACUAAUAUGGCGAACAGCAAUGGCGCGAGUUUUGUUCCUUGUGGUAUUCCCCCAUUCGGUGUAACUGGAUGUAAAUAAACCUGACCGAUUCGCGCUCUUUGUGAACGGUCCGUUAAAAACGAGCCGAUCCAUCUGAUAUUGGCCUCAUGCACGCCCAGCAGCUCCAUUUCUUGGAUAAGGAUAUUGUGGUCGACUAAAUCAAACCUUUACCGAAAUCAGUAAAGAAGAUGCGUGCAGACAGAGCACGAACCAACACAACUGGCAGCCAUUGGCGUCGCUGACCACAUUGCUUAACAGUUGAUAAGACUGCAACACCAGAUAAAACAACAAAACAAAAGCAAACAAAAGGAUCUAUUCGUGGAAAUUUUGAAGCUAAAAUAGUUAAAACCAGAAGGGGCGAAGCAGAAAAACAAAACAGAAGCUCGAGGAGAGUAGUUCGCAGGUAGUUUUCCCGCGAAAUUCACGCAGAUUUGACGAACCAGUUGCUUGCGAAUCGCGUGACGAAUUUUGCGCAUCCACGAUAGAAAAUUGAACGGUUGUCGGCAGAGGCUACUUUUCGCACGCCAGCUCAUACCGCGAAAAUGUAGCCUCUGCUCGCAGGGUACCUAAACCACAACACAAGAAUCCAAUUGAAGCUGGAGAUAUGGAGCAAUUGAACUCGUAUUUUUCAAAUGACUGUCCAGACAAGCUCCAAGAAUUUGUGUGGUUGUGAGCCUAGCGCCUCGGGCUAAAAUGAGUCUGAGUCGGGCCCAAAACAUAUUUAUGCCCGCGAACAUAAACUCUAUUGUUAUAAUAAUGCUUUACAUGGUUUCUAAUUUUAGGAACCCUUUCUUUGACACUAUUGGUCAGUUUGCCAAAGGACAUUCUGUGUUGAUCCAAUCGGAGCAACAGAUAAAAAAAGGCAUGGGAUAGUUUUCCGAUCGAGGCUGGUUUUAUCGCACACAAGGUUUUACAAUUUUAUUUUAGUACUUUUCCGGCUAAGCUCCUAAUAAACACUGUGUUUUUGUCGGGGUGUGGAAGGCACUUAUUGACGGCAACAAUAUACCGGUACCGGUCGUUAAGGCUAUUAGGGAGCUUAAGCAACGAGGACGGCGACGGCAACGAGGACGGCAAAAAAGCAAUAGGUUUAGAUUGGCAAAACAACAACUCUGCACGUGCAUCACGCUCUUUUGUACAUUUCUUUGCCGUCGUUGCACGAUUACAACGUGGAAAUGCCUAAUUUCACGUUCUGUCGAGGACGGGAACACAAAACAACAAUAUUUUUCUUUUUCUGAACUUUGAUACAUGCACAAUCCUUUAGAAUUCAACUCCAAAGAAAUUUGCCAACAUUUGACGAAUUAAACGAGAUUGAAUAAGCGCGAUAAAGUUUGAGGCAGCGCGAAUUCAUUUUUAAGUGUCGUUUUCGUAGCCGUCGCCGUCUUCGUUGCUUAAGGUCCCUAUUUAUUGGGAGACAGCGUCUUUUACCAGUUAAGACACAAUUCUGACAUUUUGACUACUUUCAAAAAGACGGAGACAUCGGACGCGGUUUUCAUUUCUGCAUUCUUUGUGUGCAAGAUUGUGAUUUACCUCCGGCAGUGUCUUAGUUCGAGGUAAGCGCAUUAUAUGGGCAUUUCUGAGUACGUUCAAACGUCGAACUUUGCAUGUGCAGAGCUUAAUACAUUAGGGUCGACCCGGCAAUGAUCUAUGAAAUUCGGCUGUUCAUUCAGAUAUUACGGUUGAACGUUAGCCGAACCUUUUUCAUGGCGAAUAUCGAAUUAACCACGGCACGGCCACCCAGUUCCGGUACGAUGUUCGACUUGUUCCAGUUUUGUGUCGUUGCCGCUCAUACUAUACUGGAGCUGACUUUCCACGUCGGUACGAAAAGCUAUUCGGUGUAGUGUAGAAUUGGUUUUGCUCCUGUAUGCAGUUUCGUUUCUUCACAUGACCUGGCCAAUUUGCUCACUCCCUUGCUACGGGCCUGAUAUCAAAUUGGCAGUUUCAAGGAAUAAGGAUUAUCCAAACAUUUUUUGGUGUUAUCUGCCUUCAAACAACUCCAAUCGUGGUUAAGUCAGCGUUCUCGAAAGUCUUCACAGUGUUUUAACGCGCCUAAGGUCUUUUAAAGCUCAAAAGAACUUAGACAGGGGCACCCAACGACAAUUUUCGGAAAAUAUCUAUUCGGAAGACGAUUUAAGAUCUAGCAUUUUCGGAACAUUUGUUGUAAAAUUUCUUGCUUACCUGCCUCUCCUAGGAUUUUCGAACAUCUAGAAAAUGGUGUAUUUACCCAUUUUUAACGGAUUUUUACCCUAAAAAGGUCACCUAGAAUUUUCGGGAGCCUUUUUUCUGGCGCAAAUUUUCGAAAAGCUAAGUUUUGAUCCUUAUAAUUUUCCGAUCAAAUUUUCGGAUUAAGAGAUCUCUUCUUUUCAUUACUAGUGGUAUGUGAAGUCUCGUCGUUCGUAUUUAUGUUGCCGUGUACCAUGUGCACUUCUUUGUUCGUAAUAACCGCCGGAUUGAAUGUUCCUUGAUGACCAGAACUAUACACAAUUCUGCGGUUUAAGUACUUUCGAUGACAAAAUGUUUUUUAUAAACAGACCGCGUUCAACAAAACUUGCAAUUGGAGUGCUCAACGAGCCGUGAAGCCUGACAUCAAAAGACGGACUUCGCGCUGAUCGAGCUAAAAUCAGGACGCACAAUAACAAGAGAAACAAUAACUUCAUGAUCUUCCAAAAAUCAAGGUUGAAACUAAUAAACAAUUUGUUUGAGAAUCGCCUUAUAAACUAAACCCAGUUAUUACUUUGGAUCGAAACUGACCAAUUACAAAACAACGCGUUUUCCUGAGAGGCCCGCAGGAAAAAGAAGCCAUUUAAAAGACGUUUACCUCUGCUAGGUUAAAAGCGAAAAAAUAUGUUACAAUUGUAACGACUAAUGCUUCAUUCUGUCUAUUUAUCUGCGCGUUUUUGUCUUUGCCAGUAACUCUGGUCACUUUCGAAUUAACGAUUUUUUGCUAUUUUUCACUCCGUUACUUUUGUUAAAUUAUUUUUUGUUAAAUUUAUUUUUAUUCUUUCUUUAUUUAUUCUUUAUUCUUUAUUUUUUUAUUCUUUAUUCUUCCCCUCCCUCUGCACGGUCCCUGUUUACGGAUCCUGACGAGCGGCAAGUCAAUGAAAAUUUGCCUUCCAGCAGAUCUAGGUAGAGACUUCAUAGCCGUAUUUAAAACGUAAAAACCGUAUAGUUUCCUCAAGUGAUGUCUUCCUUGCUUUUCUAUAACGUUAACUUAAAAUUAAACAAAUUAAACGCUGUUUCAAAACGAAGCCAAAUCGAAAAUGUGUCAUACAUACUCGCUCCUGACCUACUCGAUCGCUCUUUUCGACAACAAAGACUACAAAAAAGAACAUAGAGUAGACAAGUGAGAUCUGGGUACGAGAUUAGCAACGACUCGCAAUUCCAAGAAAACUGUCUUUGACAUGACUGAUCAGCUUACCUCACGACGUCUGUGUGAACAUCCAAUCAGAGCAACGGUUAGGAAAAGUGGACGACCAAUCACACGCAUGAGUAAACUGGUCUGUUUUCUCGGAAACCCGUCUCAGCAGUCGUCUGUAUUCGUAGAAGCUGCAAGGAGGGAGUUUUGUGUUAUCUAUACACGUAUUGCCUGUGAGCUAUUAAUUGUUUGGUUGUCUUUAGUUCAAGGUAAGCACAUGUUAUGGCCAUUCAUUCUAGAUACAUAAGUAGCUAGGUUUCUAAACCCGUAAUUGUUUUAUAGGGUCGACCAAAACUAUAUUUAAGCUUAAUUUCGAGUGCGUGCAAAUAUUUGGUUGCCUUCAGUUCGUGUUCUUGGUAAAAGAAAAUCAUCCGUCAUUUCAAACGUCGUACUUUGUUUACAUGUGCUGAGAUCCGAAGCCAAAUUAAAUCAGACUGAUAUAAUCAAGUCUAUUUGCCGACCCUUUCAUGAUAUUCGCCAAUGGUGUAAACAACAAACUUCUCUACAUAUUUAGGACAACGAAUUUUGCUUCACUGAACACCGCGGUUAUUUAAAGAAGUUAUUCCCCACUAAGAACAAAAUUCUUGCAGCUAACUUUAAACUACCUAGUUUCUUUUGUGCGUGUGUGUUUUGUAUACAAAAUUGUUAUCAAAAUAAACUGACGAAAAAGCCAGUGGUGGGCACAAAUUCAUGCAUUUUAAUAGAAAAUUAGGCACAUUUAAAGUUCGACGAAUGAGUGGACUGUCGAUCUUAACCAGAGAUCAUCAGGCUCUAUUUUCGUUUCUCGGCCGGCAAGGCGAAACGAAAAGAAAGUGUCGAUGUAACAAAAUUAAAGUAAUUUUGAAUGGCUGUUUUGGCAAAUGUCAAACAAUUAUUAAAGUGGGCAGCAGUGUUCGUAGAAGAUUUUAUAUAAUUAUCAGGCAUUUUUUCGUAUCAUAUAUAACGAAAGGAAUAUAGAGCCUGGUUUCAGCUAAGAUUUGGCGAAUAUGAAGUUCAACGUUUGAACUGUAAGUAGAAAGUGCGCGGAGAUAACUAUAAAGGCAAAUUAAAUUAACGUGACUUCUCCCAAACUUACUAAGAACUGGGGGUUGCAACGGUUUCUCUGGACAAAAUUCUCCUAUUCACCGAUUUAAACAAAGAAAAUCUAGUCUCUUCAGGUACCUCUAUUAGAACAGUAAUCAGGGGCACCCAACGACAAUUUUCGGAAAAUAUCUGUUCGGAAGACGAUUUGAGAUCUAGAAUUUUCGGAACAUUUGCUGUAAAAUUUCUUGCUUGCCUGCUUCUCCUAGGAUUUUCGAACAUCUAAAGAAUGGUAUAAUUGCCCAUUUUAAACGGAUUUUUACCCUUAAAAGGUCACCUAGAAUUUUCGGGAACCUUUUUUCAGGCUGAAAUUUUCGAAAAGGAAAGUUUUGAUCCGUAUAAUUUUCGGAUCACUAGACUUUCCGCUAGGAAAUCCGAACAGAUGAAAAAUUUUAGGGGAUAAAAAUAUGCCUAUAUCUACCGUUUAAAUACUAAAAUACGUUUCACAAUGCUAUGUUUAAGUGGUUUUGAACUAUAUUCUCGUUGGGUGCCCCUGAGUAAUAGUGGAUCAAUAGCACAAAACUGACUAGCAAAAUUAGCUUUCCUUAGGGCCAGAGCUAUAAUGAAAGAAAAUACCACAACGGCUCCUAAAAUUUGAAUUUAAAUUAACAGAGAUCCGGCAAGAGGGAAGGAUCCCGAGUCGGUUGUUACGCUUUGAAUGGACCGCUGCAUUCAAAAGUUUUUUUGAUCAUUGGCAUAUGGCCACAGAAGAGCCGUCAACCGUCGAAAAUGCUAAAUUAAUGUUAACCGCAAAAAAGUUUUAGGGUAUCUCAAAUUUCAUUAUUUCAGUUGAUCUUCACGGAUUUCGGGCUCCUGAAGAAUCUCUAAACUGGAACCUCAGUUCCCAUGUUCUCAAAAACAUAUUUUAUAGACAUUACAAGACCUUACAACUUGAUUAUAUCUGAAAAUAUUUCGAAAUUUUAAAAGUGAAUGUCAAAGACAACCGUCAACUGCCGUCAAAGCUACCGCCCCAUUGAGUCUCUCGGAGAAGGGCUAACCCUAAACUCCGUCACUUAUUUACAACUGUUGAUUGGAGUCAGCUGGCCGCCUCUCAUGCAUGUAUCCUUUACUCCUUGAUCUCCUCAGGCCACGGUCAACUACUGUACGUCGAACUUUUCAUGCUGGACGAACCUAACGCUAGAACAGUAGAUUUUGUCCAUUAGCAUUAGUGAGCCUACUCGCAGGUACCCUGGGUACCAGAGGUUUUUCUCGCGUGAGGCGGGAAUUUUCGGUGUUGGCCGAAGGCCGACACGUCUUCGGCCGUAGGCCGAAACCACGAGCGGCGAAGCCGCGAGAAAAACAUGAGGUAAAAGUCGUGUGUUGCCUUCUGACCCCUCUUUUAUACUAAAAAUAAAUGUUUUGUUUUUAUAUUCCUAAUCGAUCAAUACAAACUAUUUCAAAACAUGUUGUAAUCGUUUGAAAUAGGAAUUAGUAAAGCUUAAACCGUAUUGCUGCAAAAGCUGAAUUGGUGAUAAUAGCUUAAUUGCGUUGAAUAAAAUUAAAUACUCCACUUGUUUGCUCAUAGCUUUUAACUUGUCUACACCGUCAAACCCUUCUAGUACACUGCUUAUCCUGCUCUUUCAAAACUUUCCAAAACUGCUAUCACAACACUUCUCGCGAGUACAACAACAGCAAAGUUGAAAAUAUUCUUUCACGUGCUGGUCUAUUCUUGUCAACCAAUUGUAGCGUCUGUUAGAUUCAAAAUCCCUAAGGUGGUCGUUAGUAGCCAAUCAGCCGUCUUGUCCAAAAUCUGGACCAACUGAUUUAACCGUGCUAACGAUUGGAUCGGCGCCAUCAAAGCAAUAGCGCUCUGCUCCAGAGGCUUUUCGUGCGGGUCACUAUAAAGACUUGACAGAAACCGGAAACCGCGCUAGGAAAGUCUUUGGCACCCAGGGUAACUCGCAGGCUAAUCCCAUAUGAAUUUCGUUUUUGACUGUGUCCUUUAUCUUGCGUAACAGGCGUUUUUUUGGUGUGUCUUUCGCUUUUGGUUACCAAAGUAAUGGAUAAAUCCGUGCGAGAGAGCUGAACAGGCGUCAAACAAGAAAACUAACCACACCAAAACAACCGCGGCUGCCCAGGCUACGUGGCCUCAGAACGCCACAAAGUUCAGUUACCAUAUUGCAGUAGAAGCAUAUUUUAAAAUCGCCUCUUCUUUUCUCCAAAGGUGAGAAAUACUCUUCAAAGGACUUAAGAUGAAUGCUGUUACCAAGAUCUUCAUCUUGUUCACGCUGUUCAGCACUGCACAGUCGGGUCCAUUCGCUUAUGCAAUCUGUCAAACCGGAUGUAAUACUGUGUGGGUGGCCUGUGUCGCUGCCGCUGGUGGAACGGCAGGGGUUUCCACAGGAGGUGCUGCAGUUCCGGCCGCUAUCCUGGCGUGUAAUGCUGCCCAGGGAACUUGUAUGGCUGCCUGUGUUGCUGCUGGUCUCUCGCCCACCCCUUGA